Messenger RNA from Haliaeetus leucocephalus (bald eagle), 1538 nucleotides. It is a transcript of the gene YAP1, whose product is annotated as Yes-associated protein 1. Gene Ontology annotation, cellular component: nucleus; cytoplasm. The transcript has 9 exons. The record is from RefSeq and is a predicted model, not a curated record. Lineage: Eukaryota; Metazoa; Chordata; Aves; Accipitriformes; Accipitridae. Gene Ontology annotation, molecular function: transcription coactivator activity; transcription corepressor activity; protein binding. Bases 85 to 1065 code for a protein of 326 amino acids. Gene Ontology annotation, biological process: hippo signaling; positive regulation of transcription by RNA polymerase II.
GGACCUGGCGCUCCAUCUUCUCAACAUCUCCGCCAGUCUUCAUUUGAGAUCCCUGAUGAUGUACCUUUGCCACCAGGUUGGGAGAUGGCUAAGACACCAUCUGGACAGAGAUACUUUCUUAAUCACAUUGAUCAAACAACAACAUGGCAAGAUCCUAGGAAGGCCAUGCUUUCCCAGAUGAAUGUUACAGCUCCCACCAGUCCUUCUGUGCAGCAGAACAUCAUGAACUCAGCAUCAGGCCCACUCCCCGAUGGAUGGGAACAAGCUAUGACCCAGGAUGGAGAAAUUUACUACAUAAACCAUAAGAACAAGACCACAUCUUGGCUAGACCCAAGGCUUGACCCACGCUUUGCCAUGAAUCAGCGAAUCAGCCAAAGUGCUCCAGUGAAGCAGCCACCCCCUCUGGCUCCUCAGAGUCCCCAAGGCAGUGUGAUGGGUGGAAGUAGCUCCAAUCAGCAACAACAGAUGAGACUUCAGCAGCUACAGAUGGAGAAGGAAAGGCUGAGACUGAAGCAUCAAGAACUGCUUCGGCAGGCAUUGCGGAAUAUCAAUCCCAGCACAGCAAAUUCUCCAAAACAUCAGGAAUUGGCUCUCCGUAGCCAGCUUCCAACAAUGGAACAAGACGGUGGAUCUCAAAAUCCUGUGUCAUCUCCUGGAAUGUCUCAGGAACUGAGAACAAUGACUACAAAUAGUUCUGAUCCCUUUCUUAACAGUGGAACAUAUCACUCCAGAGAUGAAAGCACAGAUAGUGGACUUAGCAUGAGCAGUUACAGUGUCCCCAGAACCCCCGAUGACUUCCUGAACAGUGUUGAUGAGAUGGAUACAGGUGACAGUAUCAGCCAAAGUAACAUACCGUCCCAUCAGAACCGUUUCCCAGACUACCUUGAAGCCAUUCCAGGGACAAAUGUGGACCUUGGGACACUGGAAGGAGAUGGGAUGAAUAUAGAAGGAGAAGAACUGAUGCCAAGUCUGCAAGAGGCUUUGAGCUCUGACAUCCUUAAUGACAUGGAAUCUGUCUUGGCAGCCACCAAGCUAGAUAAAGAGAGUUUUCUUACUUGGUUAUAGGGGCCUCAGGGAGACUGAAUUCUAAAUCUGUGAAGGAUCUAAGGAGAUUAGGACAUCUGUAUCUGAAGUUCAGAACAAGCCAGUGUGGCACACUUUGGCUUGUGUUCAGAAAAAGUAAAUGAACAGAUAUUCAACAAGAUUCUUUUCAUUUUGCUCUUCCUUGUCCAUCGCUGCUGUUAUAUAUUGCUGACUUUUUUCCACAGUUGACUCUGAAGAACAGACAUCUUCUUGAUCUUUUUCUAUUGCUGUUGCAACUACUGUUCAAGGGGGGUGGGGAGGGGUGAUGAGCCUAUUUGGAUGACGAAUGCCAUUCCUUUUGUCCUAGUGUGCGCUUGCAUAUCAUUUUAUCUAAGUACUCAGAUUUGAGAGUUAAUUUCUGCAUGUCACUGCUUGUAGUUUGCUCAGCUAGUUGUCUCCUGCUGCCUGUAACUUUUUUAUUUUUUUAAAGGCUAGCUUUGAAUGUAAUCCAUUAG